Messenger RNA from Mycena citricolor, 2775 nucleotides. NCBI's taxonomy places the organism in Eukaryota, Fungi, Basidiomycota, Agaricomycetes, Agaricales, Mycenaceae. The record is from the annotation of a GenBank genome assembly.
AUGCCACAACUUGAGGAACGACAGGCAGACGAAGCAAGUAUCGAACGCGAGAGGGCCAGCGGGAACAAAUUCUGGAGCGUCUACGUCUCGGAGGCACAAAGCUAUGAUCGCGGUCUCAUUGAUGGUUGGCGCAGUGAGAUGGAUGGUCUCCUGAUCUUCGUGCAUCCCCGUCCGUUUUUCAAUCUCAUUCCCUCGCUGAACCUGACCCAUCAGGCCGGUCUCUUCUCCGGCGUCGUUGCAACAUUCGUCAUCGAAAGCUACAAGACGCUGAAUCCCGACCCGGGAAUCCAGACCGUCGUGUUGCUCAGCCAGACCGUCGCGCUGCUCAGCCAGAUCUCUCACCAGCUCGCGAACCUGAACAACGGCACAGCGGUCGCAGACGCACCCCCUCCCUCCGCUACCUUCGUGCCCCCUCCCUCCUCCCUUGUCUGCAACGCACUUUGGUUCACGAGCCUCGCGCUCAGUUUGUCGUGCGCACUCGUCGCGACACUGGUCAAGCAGUGGGCGCAGGAGUACCAGCACCGCACAUCCAUGUUCUCCUCCCCCUCUGUCCGGUCGCGUGUCUACAUGUAUCUCUACUAUGGUCUGCGACGCUUCAAUAUGCAUACCGUCGUCGGUGCUCCCCCGCUCCUCCUUCAUGGGGCCUUGGCCCUGUUCUUCGCAGGUCUGGCGGCCUUUCUUGUGCUUGUCAACAACAUCAUCAUGGGAAUCUCCUCCGCUUUGCUGCUCGUCUUCGUCUCGGUCUAUGGAACGUUCACCUUACUCCCGCUGUUCUUCUUCGACAGUCCAUUCCAGACGCCACUGUCGCGAAUCCUAUGGUCGCUAAAUCAAAGCUUGGGACGCGUGCUGAGGGCUUAUGUUCUCAAGGCUUGUGUUCGAAUGAGAGUCGCUGUGACGGACCCCGAGGCCCCUUCCAGACCUCCUGCACCUGCAGACACUCGUCCGCAGUCCCAGAGCAUGGUGGACGCCCUGAAAUCAGCAGCACUGCAUCCCACUGUCGAGACAGAGACCCGAGCUGUUGCUUGGGCUAUCCGCACUCUCUCUGAUAACGACUCGCUUGAUUCACUUGUUGAGGGCCUCCCCCAGACGGUCUGGGAUUUCGACAGAGGCAAGCCUCGCAGCGUGUAUCUGGAACAGUUCAAGAGUUUGUUGCAGGAUCCGCACGUCCAUCUCUGCCAGCGUCUUGCGGAUUUCAUGGCUGGCUCCAACAGCAAUCUGCUCGAGCACUCGGUCCGGGUCCGCCGACAGCUCUCCGUGCUCCGGGCCAUCUGGGCCAUCUGCGCGUUCUCUGUACACACCGAGUCGCCUUUGGAGUACCCGAUUGGAGACACCGAUCCUGACAAAGUGCUGCUCGGCUCGAGAUUCCUUGAUUCUGACGAAGUGCAGAGCAUGGUCCUCGCCGUGUUGGCUCUGGUUCGUCUGAAUAUCAUCGAGUCUGAGAGCCGGCAACGAGCGCCCGAGUACCCUCUCACGCAGACGAGCAACUACGACCGGACCAAAGCAGGGGAGCAACGGCAAGCGGAGAAGAAAUGGACGUAUGUGCAGUAUCUGGUGGCACUUUCCAAAAGCCCUACCAGCUUCGAACGGGAUGUAACCAACUCGCUCUUUCACCGGUCACAAAUCCUCUUCACGGGACCGGACGGCUACAUCGCUCUUCACGCCGCUCUCGAAGAGCUGAUCCAAUCUGGGUCGGAUGAAACAGCGGACAACCUCGUCUUUUCCGCUCGCCAGAUGAUCACCGCAAUUGCUGGGGCAUCGACGGAUCAAGGGGUGGUUUGGAUCUCUGGUCUUGCGCCGUUCCUUGUCCGACAUCCCUCCCUCGCUGCCCCUUCAGACCCGGACGCCAUCUCACAGCCCGGUCCAAAGUAUACUUACACCCGAUUCCUAUGCCACUGCCUAUGCUUCAAUUUUACGCUGCGAUCCCAUCUCGAGGAAUCUUUUGACUUCCUCCAGCUGAUUUACCGUCACUCUCUCGACGUCGCCGAACUCACAAGAUACCCGGGAGACCUCGAUACCCAUCUUUUGGUCCUCCGCACUCUGCACAGUGCUGGCGCUCAAGCAGCAGACAUACACCCGCACCGUUUGGCUGUCAUCGUCCAGGGCGUCGUGCUCAAACGUUUCCGUUUGGAUUGGUCACAAUCGGGGGAUUUGUCGGAGUCGGCGAGAUUGCUCAGUAUCUUCGAGGACGAGGACUGGUUUCGCGCAGUGAUCUGCCUCGACAACGAGACGCGGAUGGAGCGGGUAUCGACUGAGGGAACUCGUGACUCGAUUCUCCACUGUGCGCGUGUGGGUGUCGUGACCACCUUCUUCGAGCAGUGCGCCCGGAAUCCAGAUCAAACACAGCGCGAGCUUGACUUCGAGACGCUCGAAUCAGUUCAGACAGUCGACGGCAUUUAUUCGGUGCUCCCGGCCAAAAUGCAACGUCGAUUUGCGGACGCCGUCUCCGGAUUUCUUCGCAAGUAUCCGAGGGAUACUCUUGCGGAUUGCGCGGUGCUCAAUGGGAUGCUUUCCUGGGCCAUCCAUGAGCACAUCGGGUUCAUCGACGAUCUGGAUGCCUUGCAGGUAUUGGACACGGCGGUGUUUGACGUGCAGACGGACUAUGAGCAAGAAACGCAUCGGAAAAAGGCUGAAUGGAUCCGCGGAAGGAUGCAGAAGCGGCUCCAUCGUCCCGAGCGCAUUUUUGCGGCCUUUGUCUCACUCGUUACUGAGGUGGUAGAUUCGGAUCCAGAAGGCAGUGUGCACAGUGAAUGGUCCGACAUUACCGACGAGGAGUAA